CGCAAAUACAGCGUAUCACAAAUCAGCCUCUUGCUUGAUCCGCUUACGAAAUGGCGUCUUCAUAUACUAUGCUCGAAGAGGUGAAAAGUCCCAUUCUCCCUCCGCAGCCGGCCGCCGUUAAGGCCGCCGGGAACUUCAUCCCCCAUCCAUCUCAGGCGACGGCACCCCGUUCCGAGCCGGACGAGCCAGCGGCACUGGAGUGCCAGCUCCAUGAACUCAGCAUGGGUCCCAACCCGUUGACGGGUAUCCCGACCUUCCCCACCCAGCAAGAACACCGUGAACACAUCCUCCUGCACAUGGCCGCCGUGUUUCGCAAUUGGGCGCGCAUGGGAUACACCGAGGGCAUCUCCGGUCACAUCAGCGUCCGUGACCCGGAGUAUCCCGAUUGCAUCUGGAUGAAUCCGAUCGGGAAACAUUUUGGGCUGAUGAAUGCCAGCGAUAUGGUUUGCUUGGAGAUUAAUACCGGGAAGAUUGUUGGAGGGAAUCGGACCCGCCCCGUAAACGCACCCGGCUACCACAUCCACUCGCAAAUCCACAAAGCCCGCCCAGACGUCCACUCCAUCUGUCACGCCCACACCAUCGCUGGCCGCGCAUGGUCCGCCUUUGGCAAGCCUCUUGACAUGCUGCACCAGGAUAUCUGUGACCUGUACAACUCCAUCGCCGUUGACUCUUCCUACAGCGGCAUCGUCACCGCAGCCGAGGAGGGGCAGCGCAUCGCCUCCGUCUUGGGCAAACACUCCAAGGCCGCUAUAUUGUUGAACCACGGGCUGUUGACCGUCGGAUCAACGGUCGAUGAGGCUAGUUUCCUGUUUGGAUUGCUCGAUAGGAGCUGUGAGAUCCAGCUUCGCGUGGAGGCUGCUUGUGCGGGGAAUCCGGAGCUAAAGAAGAAGUUUGUUCCGGACGAGAUGGCCUUGUUCAACUUUCGCAUGGCGGGGGAGAAGAAUUGGCUUUAUGCGGAGGCGCAGCCGGAUAUCGAGUAUGAAAUUGAGAUGGCGGGCGAGAAGAUCAAGCAAGGGUUGGGGAAAAUGAAGGUUGAUCAGAAGUGAAGCAGCAAGCUGGGUGCGGAACUCGGUCAAUUUAUGGUUUGAGGGAGUCGCUGUUUCUCCGGAGUUACUUUACUGUCGAAGAGAAAGUCGACUGACAAACAAGAUGAUUUACUAAUGAAGGACGACCACUUAUC
This is a messenger RNA of Neurospora tetrasperma FGSC 2508, 1180 nucleotides long. RefSeq lists its product as uncharacterized. The record is from RefSeq and is a predicted model, not a curated record. Gene Ontology annotation, molecular function: actin filament binding. Lineage: Eukaryota; Fungi; Ascomycota; Sordariomycetes; Sordariales; Sordariaceae. The transcript has 4 exons. Bases 51 to 1046 code for a protein of 331 amino acids. Gene Ontology annotation, cellular component: cytoskeleton.